Aspergillus glaucus CBS 516.65 is the source of this 1180-nucleotide messenger RNA. RefSeq lists its product as uncharacterized. The transcript has a single exon. The coding region runs from base 333 to 1037 and encodes 234 amino acids. The record is from RefSeq and is a predicted model, not a curated record. Lineage: Eukaryota; Fungi; Ascomycota; Eurotiomycetes; Eurotiales; Aspergillaceae. Gene Ontology annotation, molecular function: S-adenosylmethionine-dependent methyltransferase activity.
CUGGCCUUGUCCAAGCAAUGGGCCAGCGUCAAGCCUGUCACCGAAGCACCCACGAUGAUCACCCGGAAGGAAGAUGAUUCUGUCAUGAUUGCGGAGGCGUGGAGCUGACCGAGUCUUGGAUAUUGGACAAAAUACUUGGGAGCGACGAGGGGGAAAUGCUUCUUUAGUAUGUCGAGGCUGAAGUAGGACAAACAAGCUCUUAACUAGGCUAUUAGGUGAUAGGCAUCUCGGACUAAAACAAGGUCGUCCCCGUGCUAUUCAAAAUCCGACAUACGUCCAUUCUCUUAUUUUUGUGUUUCUCUGUUUAUCUUUCUUGUCCUAAGGAUUACACAAUGCUCAGCAGAAUCAACGCUCACUUGCCUACUGGUGCCAAUCUAUACACGCGCGGCAUCCUCCGGAUAUACGAUUUUAUCGCCCACACCGUCAAUGGCAACUACUUAUGGAAAUGUCCGACAAAGCCCGUAUUGAUUCCAUUCUUCCAUGCCAACGCAGGCCCCAGACAUAUGGACGUGGGCGUGGGUACAGGAUAUUUCCCAUAUAACCGUCAUAAUCAGGGUAACAGGUGGCCGCAACAAUUAACCCUAGUCAACAUCAACGAAAACUGCCUCGAGAGUGCUUCCAAGCGCGUUGGGCUACCUGAUCGAACCAAUUCUAUCGUGGCCAACGUGUUAGGCAAUUCGUUGACUCUACCCGGCGUCGACCACAGACAGUUCGAUUCGAUCUCUCUCAUGCACGUGCUUCAUUUUCUUCCCUGCUCGCCUACAGAGAAGGGCCGGAUCUUCUCCAACCUGAGACCGUAUUUGUCGAGUCAAGGCACGCUCUUUGGCACUACUAUAUUGGGGCGCGGUACCGGCCAGCAUUGGUUGAGCCGGUUGUAUAUGGAGUUGUAUAACUGGGCUGGUGUGUUUCGUAACAAGGAAGAUGGAAAGGAAGAUUUUCUUCGUGCGCUGGAGAAAGAGUUUGAGGAGGUUGGAUGCCGUGUUGUGGGGUGUGUUUUGAUCUUUCAGGCGCGGAAGCCCAAAGCAGAGAAGAAGUGAUUGUUUUGAUGAAAGAUGAAAGGAAUUUGGGUUUCAACAAUUAAAGACCUAUGAAUAUCUCCUAAGCUUCUCUCACAGUGUUGAAACAAGUUAUCCAGAGGUGACUUGAUGUGCUAUUCUUACAUCUUUGUGGAUAUUGAAAG